AUGGCAGCCGCAUCAUCCCGUCAAGAAACGCCGACCCAACAACUCGCCAUCAAGGACUUAUUCGAAGUUCUCUCGACAAGAGAAAAGCUCUAUGCACAUCAUCUCGCACAAGCUGCCUGGAAUGGUAGCAGAAUAAUUUUGCGGCAAACCUCACCUGAGGGUACAGGCAUUUUUGAUUUCAUUAUUGAGCUUCACAAGGCUUGCGGAGGACAAUGGGACUCGCUUGUCGAGCUGCAAGGGGUCGAUCCCCACGACUUGACUGCAUUUCUUGAGUUUGCGGGCCUGUUCCUAUCUGGCUUGGGCAACUACUUUCGUUCGUCUUCAGGGAGAAGGGGACCAAAAGUUGUUCCUCCGAUUUCUCGCGAUGCACUUCUCAAUAUGGCGAGCAGCUCUCCAGAGGCUGCAGCAGCAUUGGAGAAAAUCAUCAAGCCACUAACAUCGCCUCUGCCAUCAAGCCUCGGCUUCCCCGAUGAAAACAAUCAGUCAAACUACUACCCUGGAGAAGGACAAAUCACCAAGGACGAGAUCGCCGCAGUAGCCAGAGUGAUGGAGGAGAACUCCAUUGAACCAGAAAACACUCGAAUCCACAAACGCACUAUUGGACAGUCGGUAUCUUUUGAUGUUCUUCAAGCCUCAUCGGGGCCGACUAGCGGACCUCGAGAGUUCGUUGACAAUGCAUCUGGGAUAGCUGUUCGGCUCGAAUCCGGAGAUCAUGCAGCCGAAAUGUCCAAGAUCUGCUUCCAUCUCAGUAAAGCCGCCAAUUACGUGUCUAACCCGACUCAGGCUGAGUUUCUUACCAACUGCAUCCAGUGCUUCCGCAGUGGCAACUUGGAAGCGUACCGGGCGGCACAGAAGGCCUGGGUCACUGACGUUUCUCCUAGAGUCGAGACAAUCCUUGGCUUUGUCGAGCCGUACAGAGAUCCUUAUGGUGUGAGGGCAGAAUGGGAAAGCGCCGUUUGCAUUUCUGACCCAGGCGAAACUGACAAGUUGAGGACCCUGGUGGAUGACGCUACAAAAUUUAUUCGUAUGCUGCCUUGGGCAAUGCCUGGGGUGAACGAUGGCAAAGGACCAUUUGAGGCAAGCCUAUUUCAGGCGCCUGAUUUUACUAUCGUCCACUCUCUUGCGUUCUGCUCUAGCUAUGUCUGGGAAGCAGUCAAUCUUCCCAAUUAUAGCGAUAUCCGGGAGACAUGCGGCUCUAAGAAUAUUGUCUUCGCCAAUCGAAUGAGUCUCAACAGCAACCGCCAUCGCCCCUGUUAUUUUGUGCGCCCCGCAGAAGUCCAAAGCUUCCUAGCAUAUAAUCCCAGUAUUCGUUUCAUCGUGACCGCUAUCCAUGAACUUCUGGGACAUGGCACUGGAAAAUUGCUAACUGAAGUAUCUGCGGGGAAGUAUAACUUUGACAAGGAGAGUAUGCCAAUAAAUCCCUUAACAGGCCAGCCUGUUGAGACAUGGUAUCAACCAGGGCAGACUUGGACGAGUGUUUUCGAGAAAUUGGCAACCUCAGUUGAAGAGUGCAGGGCAAUGCUUGUCUCAUACUAUCUUGCUGACAAUAAAGAAGUUUUAUCCGUUUUCGGAUACACCGAUACGACUGCAAUCUCGGCAGAGGACCUAAUCUACUACACUUAUCUCCAUGUUGGCGUGGAAGGCAUUCAAGCUUUGCGUACAUUCAAUGCGCGGGACAUGGUUUGGGGCCAACCCCAUGCAAGGGCAAACUUCGCCAUCCUGAAACACCUACUACUUGACGGAGGUGGCGUUAUAAGCGUAAAGCACGACCAGGAAACUGCGACUGUCGAGGUAUCCGUCGACCGUUCCAAAAUUUCGUCGCAUGGGAGGCCUUCGCUAGGCAGAAUGUUGCGGUGCAUUCAUAUUUGGCGAUGCAUUGCCGAUGUCGAGUCGUGCAAGAGUUUCUAUGAACCUCUUAGUGUUGUCGAUGGCGAUUAUGAGACUUGGAGACGCAUCGUUGUGUCCAAGCCGGAGCCGGGAUGGAAGUUUGUGCAGCCAAACACUGUUAUCAAGGACGACGGUGGGGUGGAGCUGGUGCUAUACAAAGAAAGCAACCAAGGCAUCAUCCAGUCAUUUGUAGAUAGGAAUCUUUAA
Cordyceps militaris CM01 is the source of this 2094-nucleotide messenger RNA. Its product is annotated as dipeptidyl peptidase III. Gene Ontology annotation, cellular component: cytoplasm. The transcript has 6 exons. Gene Ontology annotation, molecular function: dipeptidyl-peptidase activity. The record is from RefSeq and is a predicted model, not a curated record. Lineage: Eukaryota; Fungi; Ascomycota; Sordariomycetes; Hypocreales; Cordycipitaceae. Bases 1 to 2094 code for a protein of 697 amino acids.